Caenorhabditis bovis is the source of this 1461-nucleotide messenger RNA. NCBI's taxonomy places the organism in Eukaryota, Metazoa, Nematoda, Chromadorea, Rhabditida, Rhabditidae. The record is from the annotation of a GenBank genome assembly.
AUGAGUUCUCGCGCGAAUUCGCAAAAGCGGACCAUCGAAUUAGAAAUGACAGACACAACACUUUCGAAAGCUGCGGAUGAUUCCGGAAAACAAACUAAUUGGAAAAUGAUUAUUGUUGCUGGAAUUAUUUCAGCACUAAAUGCUGUCGAAAAUUCAGCAAUUGGAUUAGGAGAAUGGCCUUAUUUGAAAGAGUUGGAUCCCACUGUCGAUGCUCAAUUCUUCGGAUUUGCCACGUCGGCUUCAAAAUGUGCUCACGCAAUUUUCACAUUAGUGUUCGCCACAUGGAGUUUCCGAAUAAGAUCCAUCAAAAUUCCAUUGCUUGUUGGCCGAUUUCUGGCCAUCAUUGCUUGUUUUCUGUACAUGUGCAUUGAAUAUGUGCCGCAUGAAAGACGAUACGUCUCGUUGAUUGUGUACGUGAUGCUUGGAAUUGCCAAUAGUUCGACUACGGUCCUUCGCGCCUAUGUAACCUAUCUGUCAACUAAGGAAGACCGAGCUAGAGCAUUUGCUUGCAUUGGCCUCUCAACGAUUUGCUCAAUUGCAGUUGGACCAAUUCUCCAAUUAUGCUUCAGCGGUAUUACGUAUCCAGGUUUUCAAAUCGUUCACGGUGUAUACUUUCACAUAUAUUCUGCUCCCAUUUGGUGCUCUUUUAUGCUUACAAUCUUCACACUUUUUAUCAUCCAGCGAUUAAUGCAAGACGUUGCCAGAAAUGAAGAAAACGAAAAUGAAUGUUUGCUAUCAAUCGAAGAAGUGAAAAAGAGCAUUCGAAAACUUCGCGAGAUUAAUAUUGAUUGGAAAUUGAUUUUUGUUUGCUUGGUUGUCAAAAUAGCCAACAGCUUCUCACAUGCCACGAUGCAAUCAAUUAUGUCAAUUUUUUUCAUGGUCCAAUACGGAUGGACUGGUGAGGAAACAGUCAAAGCGUCAUCCGUUAUUAUGGUCGCUUUUGGCGCAGUUUCCUGUACCGUUUUUCUACUCUACAUUUUCUGUAAUAUUGGAAAUUGUUUGCCUCAACGUUAUACAUUUCUUGUUGGCAUUGUCUUAUCAGGACUAGUAUUCGUUCUUACAUACCCAUUCGAAUUUGUCAGUUCGCCGGUAGUUUUAUAUAACGAAACUCUCAGAUCGGGCUGUAAUCCCGCCGAAUAUUCAUGGUGUGAAACGGCUUAUGCAGUCAAUCCAUAUUGGUUUUUGGCGGUAUCGGUUGUGGUUAUGUCGCCAACUUUGCCACUACUCCAUGUUUCUCUCGAUACACUUUAUUCAAAAAUUUUGGGUAAUAUUGAUCAGAAUGUAGCACAGGGUGCAAUCAGUGUAGUCGAUGAUAUUGUCUUCAUGGUCACACCCAUAUUCACGACAACCGUUUUUGUAUAUUUUGGAGUUGGAACAUUAUGGCUCGCCAAGACAGCCGUUUAUACUUUCAUGGCAAUCUUGUGGACAGUCAAUCUUCACAAGAUAAAACAUUACGAAUGA